AGUCGACUCUCGUCAGGUGCUAAACAAAGUACGCGCGCAUCCAAGAAACAAAACACUGACAGUGCACGCGUGAAAAACAAGUGAAAAUGCGAGAUUGUGACAUUUAUGACAGCAGGUGAUAUUACGGUUGAAAAAUGCAGACUUCCACUGAACAGUCGAUGUUAAAUGACAAGGCGGCCAAUCAGCAGCAGGACAAGUCGGAUUUGAGUGCUUCUCAGUUAAAUUUGGCGACCGCUAUGUUGCAGGAGAAUUUCCUGCAAAGGUCCAUACAAAACGUCGCGUUGUCGCUGCAAAAUGCCAUGAUGAAUUCACUGCAGCAAGCUGCUUUGCUGCCGAUAAACAGUGCUGCAGCUGUAGCUUUGAAUUUUCAAGCCUUAGAGUCGUACCUGACUUUACAGCGACUGUCUUCUGUUAGUGCCAACGUUAAUAUCAACAACAAUACGUCCGGUAAAGUUGACAUACUUAAAUUGGCAGCGAACACUGCUAAAAUCACCACGGAAGAUUCCACAAUAGAAGAACCCAACACAAGCCUAACUGAAGAUGUUGAUUUGGCAGAAAAAAUCGAAGAAAAUCUCGCUCUCCUCGACAACGACAACGAAGAAGAAUCGCUCACGUCGUUCCCCCUGUCAUCCUCCCCAGUGGACACAUCGUACCCGAGCCUCAUCAUGAACUCCAUCUACCAAUCGUCAUCGUCCACAGUAUCGUCGUCAUCGUCAUCCACCUCGAGCACGCCAGUGUCGUCUGCAGCGGUCAAACAAAAAGGCGCCGUGCGGCCGAAGAAGCAAUUCAUUUGCAAGUUUUGCAAUAGACAGUUCACGAAAAGUUAUAACUUGUUGAUACACGAAAGAACUCACACCGACGAACGACCCUACGCUUGUGAUAUAUGUGGGAAGGCGUUCAGGAGGCAGGACCAUCUCAGAGAUCAUAGAUACAUACACAGUAAAGAGAAACCCUUUAAAUGCACGGAGUGCGGUAAAGGGUUCUGCCAGAGCCGUACUUUGGCCGUCCACAAAAUACUGCACAUGGAGGAGUCGCCCCAUAAGUGCCCGGUAUGCAGUCGAUCCUUCAACCAACGUUCCAACCUGAAAACGCAUCUUUUGACGCACACGGACAUAAAACCCUAUAACUGCUCGGCGUGCGGUAAAGUAUUUCGAAGGAAUUGCGAUUUGAGGAGGCACAGUUUGACGCACAACUUGGGCUCUGCAAGUAGCAGUAAUAGUGGCAGUGGUGGGCUGAGUACGACUCUGCCCAACCCGAGUUUUAGUAUAGAUGCUAUUAUAAGCAAAAAUACGAAGUAGAAAAAACUACGUCCAUAGAUUUUGGAAAAUCGUCUUUGAUACAAUAGAGUAAAGUUGGUUAAUAUGGCGUACUUAACUGCGUAUUAUUACCCUACUUUACCAAAUCUAGGAUGUGUUUUUUUUAAUUUGUUUAAAUUCUAUCUGUAAUGCAAUAAUUAUUGUCGAUUUGUACUCUUGAUAUUUGGUGAUAUUCCUAAAGAAUUUUUUAUUUACACGAUAAGAUCUCUUGUUUUAACUCUUUUUUUUGUAAAGGUUAUAAAAAAUGUGACAUAAAUAGUUAAGUUUUAC
Brassicogethes aeneus is the source of this 1586-nucleotide messenger RNA. Lineage: Eukaryota; Metazoa; Arthropoda; Insecta; Coleoptera; Nitidulidae. The record is from the annotation of a GenBank genome assembly.